AAUAAUGGUGUGGGGUUUUGAAAAUAUACAAUUACCUGCAUGUGUCUGGUCUGAAAAUGUUGAUAAAAGAAGUGCACUUGCUUCAUUACUUGCUGGAAUAUUGUUUUUUUUAGGAUGGUGGCUUAUAAUUGAUGUUCAUGCUAAAUAUCCAAAUGAAAUUUCAAAUGUUUAUCAUAUCUGUGGUAUUUUUGGAACAUUUUCUUUAUUAAUGGUAAAUUCUGUAUCAAAUGCUCAAAUUAGAGAUGAUGCAUAUAAUGGUGGUUGUUUAGGACCUAGAGGAGCCAGAGGAUGGCUGUUUAUUGGAUUUGUUAUGGGAUUUGCAGCUGUAAUAGCAGCUUGUUGGAUUCUAUUUGCAGAUUUUGUUGCAAUGGAUGUGAAGUAUCAUUGGCCUGGAGUUGGUUUAUUUUUACAAAAUGUAUUCAUCUUCUUAGGAUCAUUAACUUAUAAAUUUGGACGUGUAGAAGAUAAUUGGAGCUGAACAUUUCUGAGUUUAUAAAUAUUAAUAUUUCU
Ceratosolen solmsi marchali is the source of this 510-nucleotide messenger RNA. RefSeq names its product transmembrane protein 50A. Bases 5 to 478 code for a protein of 157 amino acids. The record is from RefSeq and is a predicted model, not a curated record. The transcript is spliced from 4 exons. Lineage: Eukaryota; Metazoa; Arthropoda; Insecta; Hymenoptera; Agaonidae.